UGGGGGAGUUCUGUCUGACACAAGUCAAGUGGUCCGCUUUCGUCAUCUUCGGUCGAUUCCGGCGGUGUCGCGUUAUUUUUCCCUUCGCGUUCGGAAUCUGUUCUAAUCGGAACAGCCUUGAACAGAACAGCAGUGAUAUCCUGUGCAUUUGAGGUAGCGUAGUGCAGGCAAUUCUAGGGCACUGCUAAUUGGGGCCGUUUCACCGACAACGGUAGUUGCAGUUUUCGAUUUCCAUUCCGGUGCGGUGUUUUGGUGAGCGACGAACCAUCCAGAACGAUGGCUGAUCAGCAGGCGGUUGCGACGGCGACGGCAUCGGAUUCGAAACCCGACACGGUGAAGAACGGUCCCGCUGCAAUAGUAGCAGCCGUCGACGGAGCGAAGGCAACCAAAGCCAAGAAGAAAAAGAAGAACAAACAGCAGCAUUCGUCGACGCAGGAAGGCCAGCAGGCUAGCGGUGGUGGUUCCGGUGCUGCGCCGACCGAUCAGAACAGCACGGCGGUGUUCUCGACCGCUGCGGGUCAGCAGGAAGAGACACCAUCCGGUUCGGGAAUCGCGUUACCUGGACCAGGUCAACUCCCUAGUCAGGAUGUGCUGAUGAAUGUGAUCGAGCAGUUGAAGUUAAGUUCGCUAAAGCCAGCGAAAACUCCGGAGGAAGCCUUGAAUAAGUCAUUCAAAUUCUGGUCCACCCAACCAGUUCCCCGGAUGGACGAAAAGAUAGCCGUCAAUGAGCCUAUCGAAGCCGAUAAACCCAUUAGCGAGAUCCGCGAAGAACCCUACAGCCUUCCGGAAGGGUUCACCUGGGAUACCAUGAAUCUGGAGGAUCCGCUCCAGCUAAAAGAACUCUACACGCUUCUGAACGAGAACUACGUCGAAGAUGACGACGCGAUGUUCCGCUUCGAUUAUCAACCUGCCUUCCUGAAGUGGGCCCUGCAACCACCCGGAUGGCGUGCCGACUGGCACUGCGGCGUUCGGGUCGUCAAGUCCGGUCGGCUGGUGGGAUUCAUUUCGGCCAUUCCCGGCACCCUGAACGUCCACCAGAAGACGCAAAAAAUGGUUGAGAUUAACUUUCUGUGCGUCCACAAGAAGCUGCGCUCGAAACGACUGGCUCCGGUGUUGAUCCGUGAGAUUACCAGAAGGGUUAAUCGAACCGGAAUAUUCCAGGCCGUCUACACGGCGGGAGUUGUGCUGCCAAAACCGGUUUCUUCCUGUCGCUAUUGGCAUCGAUCCUUGAACCCGAAGAAACUUGUGGAGGUGAAAUUUUCCCACCUUUCCCGCAACAUGACGAUGCAACGAACGAUCAAGCUAUACAAACUGCCUGACGCCCCGAAAACUCCCGGUUUCCGGAAGCUGCGCGAAUCGGACCUGGAAGCCACCCAUAAACUGCUCGAGCGCUACCUGCUCGGAUUCAAUCUGACGCCGGUGUUUGACUUGGAGGAAUUCCGCCACUGGUUCUCGCCCCAGGAUGGCAUCAUCGAUUGUUUCGUGGUGGAAGAUCCGUCCACCGGUGAAAUCACGGACAUGGUCAGCUACUACACGCUUCCGUCCACGGUGAUGCACCACGCCGUGCACAAGUGCGUCAAGGCCGCGUACAGUUUCUACAACGUGUCUACCAAGACGCCCUGGCUGGAUCUGAUCAACGAUGCGCUCAUUUCGGCGAAAAACCUCAACUUUGAUGUGUUCAAUGCGCUCGACCUGAUGGAGAACCGGACGUUCCUGGUGCCGCUUAAAUUCGGCAUCGGCGAUGGCAAUUUGCAGUACUAUCUGUACAACUGGCGCUGUCCGAGCAUGCAACCGGAAGACGUUGGCCUGAUUUUGCUCUAAGUAAGCGGCAGUCGGAAACGCACGGACCAAAGCUGCGUUUGAAAGAUUCAGUCGAGUUUUAAUUAUUUUCGUUUCCUGUGGUAGGUUCUAACAACAUCGAUUAGUGAAUCGUUGAGGACGGUGCAGUUGUAUUGUGGGAUUUAAAAUACGUCUUAUUUAAUAGGUACCUCUUACAAACAUAAUGUAUCAUGGGCACAUUAUAUAUUUAUGUUACGAGCAUAAAAAAGUGUAAAUGGGGAAAAUUGUGAAGAGACUACAACGGUUGGUUAUCCGGUUAAACAUAACGUACACAAUAAUGAAGCGUAGUUCGUGUGUAUUUCCGAAA
Aedes albopictus (Asian tiger mosquito) is the source of this 2146-nucleotide messenger RNA. RefSeq names its product glycylpeptide N-tetradecanoyltransferase (gene Nmt). Gene Ontology annotation, biological process: N-terminal peptidyl-glycine N-myristoylation. The record is from RefSeq and is a predicted model, not a curated record. The transcript is spliced from 4 exons. Bases 277 to 1821 code for a protein of 514 amino acids. Gene Ontology annotation, molecular function: glycylpeptide N-tetradecanoyltransferase activity. Gene Ontology annotation, cellular component: cytoplasm. Lineage: Eukaryota; Metazoa; Arthropoda; Insecta; Diptera; Culicidae.